AUGGGUCAAGAAGAACGAGAACAACCACAACAAGAACAAGAAGAGGGAGAACAAGUUGAAGCUCCUCAUUCUGAUGCGACCCCUCAGCAACCCUCCUCCUCUCAGGCCGACCCUCCUGCUCCCCCAUUCGAUCCCAGUCGAAUGAUUGGCAUCAUUAAAAGAAAGGCCUUGAUAAAGGAGUUAGCUGCUGUAUACCAUGCGGAAUGCCUUGCAUACUGUCAAGAGCUCUUGGAACUUCAAAGAAAAUGUGAUGAGCCAUUUAUUGACUUGAAACCUCCAGAAGAUUUGAAGAAGGAGACAAUGCGACCCCCCAAGCGGCUAAAGAAAACCCGCUAG
Messenger RNA from Prunus armeniaca (apricot), 336 nucleotides. The record is from the annotation of a GenBank genome assembly. Lineage: Eukaryota; Viridiplantae; Streptophyta; Magnoliopsida; Rosales; Rosaceae.